Messenger RNA from Calypte anna (Anna's hummingbird), 3367 nucleotides. Its product is annotated as ATP-dependent RNA helicase DDX19B. NCBI's taxonomy places the organism in Eukaryota, Metazoa, Chordata, Aves, Apodiformes, Trochilidae. The transcript has 12 exons. Gene Ontology annotation, molecular function: RNA binding; RNA helicase activity; ATP binding. Bases 58 to 1497 code for a protein of 479 amino acids. Gene Ontology annotation, cellular component: nucleus; cytoplasmic stress granule. Gene Ontology annotation, biological process: poly(A)+ mRNA export from nucleus. The record is from RefSeq and is a predicted model, not a curated record.
GGCUGCGCAUGCGCUUUGGCGGCUCCCGGCGCCAUUGCGGCUCCUGACGGCCCGGCCAUGGCCACCGACUCCUGGGCAUUGGCCGUGGACGAGCAGGAGGCGGCGGCCGAGUCGUUGAGCAGUUUACACCUGAAGGAGGAGAAAACCAAACCAGACGCCAACGGUGCUGUUGUCAAGGCUGAUGACAACGUAGAAAAGAUAGAGGAUGAGGAGAAGGAGGACAGGGCUGCCCAGUCCUUGCUGAACAAGCUGAUCCGCAGCAACCUGGUGGACACAACCAACCAAGUGGAAGUGCUGCAGAGGGACCCCACAUCCCCCCUCUACUCUGUCAAGACUUUUGAGGAGCUGCGACUGAAACCACAGCUCCUGCAAGGAGUCUAUGCCAUGGGCUUCAACAGACCAUCUAAGAUACAAGAAAAUGCCCUGCCCAUGAUGCUUGCUGAACCCCCUCAGAACUUGAUUGCACAGUCUCAGUCCGGGACUGGCAAGACAGCUGCCUUUGUCCUGGCCAUGCUCAGCCGUGUCGAACCUGGGAACAAGUAUCCACAGUGUUUGUGCCUUUCCCCAACAUACGAGCUGGCACUUCAGACAGGAAAAGUGAUUGAGCAGAUGGGAAAGUUUUAUCCAGAGCUGAAACUUGCCUAUGCUGUGCGAGGCAAUAAAUUGGAGAGAGGGCAGAAAAUCUCUGAGCAGAUUGUCAUUGGCACACCUGGCACGGUGCUGGACUGGUGUUCCAAACUGAAAUUCAUAGAUCCCAAGAAAAUCAAAGUGUUUGUCCUGGAUGAGGCUGAUGUGAUGAUAGCAACCCAGGGCCACCAGGACCAGAGCAUCCGCAUUCAGAGAAUGCUCCCCAAGGACUGCCAGAUGCUUCUGUUUUCAGCCACUUUUGAAGAUUCUGUGUGGAAGUUUGCUCAAAAAGUUGUUCCUGAUCCAAACAUUAUCAAACUGAAGCGUGAGGAGGAGACACUGGACACUAUUAAGCAGUAUUACGUUCUGUGCAGUAACAGAGAUGAGAAGUUCCAGGCUCUCUGUAACAUCUACGGUGCUAUUACCAUUGCCCAGGCCAUGAUCUUCUGCCAUACUCGGAAGACGGCUGGCUGGCUGGCAGGAGAGCUGUCCAAGGAAGGCCAUCAGGUGGCAUUGCUCAGUGGGGAGAUGAUGGUGGAACAGAGAGCUGCUGUGAUCGAGCGUUUCCGAGAGGGCAAAGAAAAGGUGCUGGUGACCACAAACGUCUGUGCCAGAGGGAUUGAUGUAGAGCAGGUGUCUGUUGUCAUCAAUUUUGACCUUCCUGUGGAUAAAGAUGGAAAUCCAGAUAAUGAGACUUAUCUGCACAGGAUUGGACGUACAGGUCGCUUUGGCAAGCGAGGACUGGCUAUUAACAUGGUGGACAGCAAGCACAGCAUGAAUAUUCUCAACAGAAUCCAGGAGCAUUUCAACAAAAAGAUAAACAAAUUGGAUACUGAUGACUUGGAUGAAAUUGAGAAGAUUGCUAACUGAAGUCCAGCUGCUGGAACUGGUGUGUACCCUGCUGUGGAAGCUCUCCCACUACAAUUGGAUCAGUGUUCAGAUUGGCACACUUCUCAGCUGCUCCCGAAAAGGACUCUUAAGAUAUAAGUACACAAAAAUUACCUCAUUUUACGAAUUGCAGUUGGACUUCAAAUUGUGCAACUUGGGGGAAGAAGAGGAAAUGUUUACAGGAGCUUUUGACAUUUCUUAGCUUAGCCUUAAAAUGGGAAGAUCUUUUUGAAUUCUAAGAAAUAUACCUGCCAAAAAAAGAAAAAAAAAAAAAGGCAAUAUGUAAUUACCUAAAACAAAUUUUAAAUUAAGGGAAAAAAGCUUUAUUGGCUUUAAUUGGUUUCAAGUUCAACCUGAUGAGUUAAAAUGCAUCAGUCUAAUAUAUAAUGGACAUAAGUAAAGUAAAAAAACAAAACAAAACCAAGGCAGCUGGUUUUUGGCUAAAAACUCAACUUGUACAAAAUAGGAUGUCAUUCUCUCCGGCGCUCCCCUGAGCUCUUUAAGACUCAUUUCUGGCUUCCUCAUGGAUUUGCCCUGCUUUUCCUUACGUAAAUUGUCCUGAGGAUGUCUCCAGUAGCUCAUACUUGCAGACACAGGUGCUAUGUUGCUUUUGCUGGGCAGUAUUUUCUUUUCCUUUAUCCUUGGUUUGUUAGAACGGCCAUGCUAUGUGAGGUUGUGCCAGUGCUUUAGUAACAUACUCUAGAAAUUCAGAUGAAGUGUUUUAACUUUGCCAAGGGGUAGGUGGGUGGAGAGAGAGGGGCAAAAUGAAGGGAGCAGUACUAAUUAGUUAUCUGAAUGAAUUCACCUCCAUAAAAUGCUGUUGGAGUUGGGGGGUGGGUCACCUUGAGGCAGGUGGUACCAGUUCUAAGAUGCUGCUGUGAAGCACCAUGUGAAUAAUGCAGGGGACUGCUAAGCUUGACCCAUCAGUAAUAGGUAUGAAUUAGAAAUCAUGAUAGCUUGUAUUUACCAAAAAAAAAAAACCCACAAUACAUCUAGAACACCAAAUUUCCCUGUUAGAGGAUAUUUCAGUGCCAGAGUUUUGAGUUAAACUGCUCAGCCAAAUGGCAGCCAGGGAGCACUCAAUUUCCAUUGUGCUGGUAGUGCAAAACAGGUCACCAGUCCUUCCCCCAGGGGUGAUCCUUGCCAGAGGAGGAAUGACUUGGAGGAGGAAUGAUUUAGGAGAAGGAAUGAUUUGGAGGAGGAAGGAUUUGCAACUUCUGUGCUUGGGCUUUUCGUUGUGUUGGGACCAUUCUCAUGCACACAGCUGAAAGCCUGUGGGUUGUUCCCCCAGCCCGGUUUCCAGAAGGAUGCUCCUGAACUUUAGAACUUCAGGAUGCACAGCUCUUUUUUGGGGGGAAAAUGGGACAUGUGUGAGCAGCCAUUGGCCUGCCACUCAGUGCAGGAAUCACUUCAAAAUAAAUGUAUAAAUUGUAAAUUUAAACUAGGGAUUUUCUUUGCAAUUUUGGCCGUCACAUUCUGUUCAAAGACAGGAACAUGGAUCCUUUUACCAAGUAAAAAAAGGCUCAUUUAAAGUGUACCUAAAAUUUUAGGAAAUUGUGCACCCUUUUAUUGAUUUGUAUAAAGGCUUUAGUGGAAAAAAAAACUGUUAAAAUUAAAAGUUUUUGUAUUCUGGGGUGUAUCUAUUUUUAUUCUGUUGGAAACCUAUUUAAAGUGGCAGGUGAGUGAGUGCUUGCGUGUUGAGUGGAAGACUUGUUCCAAUCACCUACUUUCAUAGUACAGCUGAAUGACCUCAUGACAGCAGAGUGCUGGGUUGGGUUGUCAAGAAACCUGCUGCUGGUCCUGUGUGCUGUUUCUAUUGUACUUUUAAUUGGAAUAAAGAACAUGUACUUAA